Pollicipes pollicipes is the source of this 447-nucleotide messenger RNA. Its product is annotated as histone H3-like. Gene Ontology annotation, cellular component: nucleosome. Lineage: Eukaryota; Metazoa; Arthropoda; Thecostraca; Pollicipedomorpha; Pollicipedidae. Bases 37 to 447 code for a protein of 136 amino acids. The record is from RefSeq and is a predicted model, not a curated record. The transcript has 2 exons. Gene Ontology annotation, molecular function: structural constituent of chromatin; DNA binding; protein heterodimerization activity.
CGUGUCUUGGUAAUAUAUGUGGUUACGGUUUGAAUAAUGGCGCGCACCAAGCAGACGGCACGCAAGUCUACCGGCAGCAAGGCGCCGCGCAAGCAGCUGGCCACUAAGGCAGCUCGCAAGGGCGCGCCGGCCACCGGUGGCGUCAAGAAGCCUCACCGCUACCGUCCGGGCACGGUGGCCCUUCGCGGGAUCCGUCGCUACCAGAAGAGCACGGAGCUGCUCAUUCGCAAGCUGCCGUUCCAGUGGCUGGUGCGCGAGAUUGCGCAGGACUUCAAGACGGACCUGCGCUUCCAGAGCAGCGCUGUCAUGGCUCUGCAGGAGGCCAGCGAGGCGUACCUGGUCGGUCUGUUCGAGGACACGAACCUGUGCGCCAUCCACGCCAAGCGGGUGACCAUCAUGUCCAAGGACAUCCAGCUGGCGCGUCGCAUUCGUGGUGAGCGUGCUUAA